AUGUCUUAAGAUCGAGGCUAUGAUCAUGGAUUAUCAGGGUAAUCCUCGCAAUCCCCUUCUCAUUAGCAGACUUAGAAAAGAAUGGAUUAAUUUUCCCUUGAUUUUUUUAUUGAAAAGAGAUUUAUCACUUAGGAGGAUUUGAAACCAAUUUUGGAAGAUGUUAGAUGCCAAUAUAAUGUUGAGUCCAUCAACUUGAAUCCCAAGAAUUAAAUUCCAGCCUUGGAAGGAACAGCUUUUUCUAUAAUUGAUCAUGAUGAAAAUAAAUUAAAUGCAAGAUGUGAUGCAGUCAAUAAAAUCUUUUAAUUAAUAGAACAAAGAAGUAAACAAAUCCUAGAAAUAAUUAUGUUGAUUCCUGAAGGGACUGUCUCAUAUGUAAUUGGAACCCAAGGGAAAUAAAUUGAGCACAUUAAAUUAGAGACCAAAGCCCAUCUCGUAAUUAAUUAACCAAUCUAUGAGUUCAAAUUAAGAACAGUGACAAUUAUUGGUAAAUGCUAUUUCAAUAUCAUAGGGGAGUCUUCUCGCAUCUUUUAUGCAAUUAAAUUGAUCAUAAAGCAAUUGCAAGAAAGAGGAAUUUCAAAUGAAGAUUAUGCUAAAAAGGCAGAACCCCUAGAUCCGAGAAGAGUCAUGACAAAAGCCAAAUUUGCUUUUUCGAAUGUGAUAAUAGAAUAUAUAUUAAAAAAUAGAGAAUUAGAGAAAAAGUACUCUGUGAGAUUAAAGGGCAAAUCUAUUAAUGAUAUAAAAAUAAAAAAAAACAAAUUGAAAAAGGAUGAAGGAAUAUUAUAAAUUGAUGGGACAUUAUUCAAUGUUUAAGAGGCAAUUUAAAAUAUAAUAAAGAAAGUGACUCAGCAAUUCAAGAAGAACGAGUUCGAUAUAAGAAUAGUAAUGCCUGCUAAUUUUGCAUCUAAAUUAAUUGGAGCGAAGGGAUGUUAGAUUAAGGAAUUAGCCAAUAAAGCUAGAGGGGCAUAAAUAAAGGUGCUUUCAGAUAAGGAUGACACUGAUGUCGGCUAAGAUUGUUUGGUAUAAGUGACAGGAUCAAUGGAAAAUAAAUAGGAAGCAACAAUCUUGAUUUUGGAAUAGAUUGAAUGUUUCAAGAAUGGAGGACCUAUCCUUGAAAGUGGAAAGUACAUAAAUGAAAACUUCGCAUAAUAAUACAAAAACUCAGUGCAGGUCUAAGACAUGAAGCAAAGAAGACAAUAGUCAUCUUCCUCGCGUUCAGAUAGAAGGCAGAGAUCAAGGUCGUCGAAUAAAAGGUAGAAACAUGCCAGAAGAUCCAGGUCUUCAAGUUCCCAUAAACACAAGUCCAGAUAGUAAGUCCUCAAGACAAAAAUAGUUGUCAAGCAAUCUCUAAUUGAUAUGAUGCAUAAAUAUUUAAUUAGAUUUUGUCAGGAUUUUAAUGUGAAGGUACACACUCUUCCUUCUGAAAUAGGACAAGAGACUAUUGUUAAGAUAAGUGGAGAUGUUAGAGGUUGUAUAGCUGUGAUCUAAUAUAUAUUAAGUGAGUAAUGUAAAUUGUCCAAAAGAUGAAAGUUAAAAUAAAAAAAUACAUAAUUCUCAUCAUAUUAAUAAGAUUAA
Molecule: messenger RNA, 1572 nt
Organism: Paramecium tetraurelia
Lineage: Eukaryota; Ciliophora; Oligohymenophorea; Peniculida; Parameciidae
Exons: 11
Biological process (GO): regulation of gene expression
Cellular component (GO): cytoplasm; nucleus
Molecular function (GO): mRNA binding
Source: RefSeq, a predicted model, not a curated record